AUGACACGUGGAAGAUUUCAACAUCUUGCACCGCCAUGGAAACUCGAAGAGCACAAAAACUGGUUUACGCUUCUUUGGUCACGUUUUGAAGGAGAACAUCAGACCGCCUUCUUCAUUGUGUUGAGAAGUUUGACGAGUUCAAGCUGGAAAAGGCCACCUGGCGGAAGAAGAAAGUUCCGGACAGAGGUGGUGAAAGAGGACCUGAGGAUACUUGGCGUGGAUAGGCAGUUCAGGCGAGACGUAAGGUUUCGCAGAAUGUGGAAUAGCGACGAAUGGAUUGAUUCUGCGCAAGAAUCUCACAGAAGAUCGAGAAUGCUGGCAGAGCAAUGUUCAAGGACGGCACACCUCGGCGAGGAUACGGGUAAUCGCGUCAGGCGAUGA
This is a messenger RNA of Necator americanus (New World hookworm), 381 nucleotides long. RefSeq lists its product as uncharacterized. Lineage: Eukaryota; Metazoa; Nematoda; Chromadorea; Rhabditida; Ancylostomatidae. The transcript has a single exon. The record is from RefSeq and is a predicted model, not a curated record. The coding region runs from base 1 to 381 and encodes 126 amino acids.